Messenger RNA from Leucoraja erinaceus (little skate), 13702 nucleotides. RefSeq names its product golgin subfamily B member 1-like. NCBI's taxonomy places the organism in Eukaryota, Metazoa, Chordata, Chondrichthyes, Rajiformes, Rajidae. The record is from RefSeq and is a predicted model, not a curated record. Gene Ontology annotation, cellular component: membrane; cis-Golgi network; Golgi apparatus.
AGAAGCAGCUAAGUAAUUAGUACUAUUAGAUUAACUUUUUGGAUAUGAUAAACAUUGAUCACAUAAACUAGACUACAGUAGAUGGAUAUUACAGAUAAUCAGGGAUUGAACAAUGUGCAAUGAAUGGAAACACAGUCGCCAAUUGUCAUGGUGCAAUCUCUCAUAAAUGGGAGUUAGCCAUUUGUUGAACUCAACUGAUCUGUUACAAAGCAACAACUGAGAUCCCAAAAUCUGAAAUUAACAGUGAAAUUCACAAGUUAUUUAUAGUGAAUAAUUUAUCCAGAUCAAUGUUGUUAUUUUCCCUUGGAACCAAUGUUUUUUUUCCCACAAAGGGUGGUGGGUGUAUGGAACGAGCUGCUGAGGUAGUUGAGGCAGGUACUAUUGCAACAUUUAAGAAACAUUUAGACCUGUACAUGGAUAAGAUAGGGUUAGAGGGAUAUGGGACAAACACAGGUACACUAGUGGAGAUCUGACAUGUUGGUCAGUGUGGGCAUGUUGGGCUAAAGGGCCUGUUUCCACACUGUAUGACUAUGACUCUAUACCAAACUUAGCAGUAUUAUGAAAUGUGAAUCGGAUAAGAGAUUACUGCAGGCGAUUAACAGACUGGUGGAAUAGACAGGCACAUGGCAAACAAUGUUUAACAUGGAAAUGCUGUGGAAAUUCAAUGUUCUGGAAGUGAAAUUGAUGCCAGGACAACCUCUUAGUACUGAAAGCAACUGCACCAUGGCCUGACAAUUUUCUACCCAUGUGUCACCACUUGUGUGUCAAUCCUCCUGGAAAUGGGAAUAGAACAAACCCGGGACAGGUGGUGAGUCCACAGCACUGGUCAUUUCUUUAUCUCUCACCUUUCCUCGCUCUAUUUUGGACCAUCUUCCUACAACUUUCUCUCCUUCUGUUUCCAUACAACUCCGUAUUAUUUUUGUUUUGUUACUCUCCUUGUUGCUUUCAUGUGAAUGGAUCCUUAUCUAUCACCGGCGGCACAAAGGUAGGCUUGCUGCCGGAGAUCUUUGAUCCCGACUACAGGUGCUGUCUGUGCGGAGUUUGUACGUUCUCCCCGUGACCUGCGUGGGUUUCCCCCCGAGAUCUUCUGUUUCCUCCCACACUCCAAAGACGUACAGGUAUGUAGGUUAAUUGGCUUGGUGAAUGUAAAAAUUGUCCCUAGUGGGUGUAGGACAUUGUUAAUGUGCGGGGAUCGCUGGUCGGCGUGGGCCCGGUGGGCCGAAGGGCCUGUUUCCGCGCCGUAUCGCUAAAUUAAACUGGGCCUAGUCACCGCGUUGCCAUGGUAACACUCCCGGAAGUAAAGCUGCAUUUUGGUUCCGGGCCGCGGUGCUGAUGUGGCUGCUGUUUGCUUGAAAGUGGCCGAGUGUCGGGCGGUCACUCGAGGCCGACUCGGUCACCGCCGCUUUAUCCUCUGACCGGCAGCUUCCGACGCAGGCCUGCAAACCGGCUUCCCGCCAGGGACGCGGCGGACACUUGGUGGCGGCGGCGGCAGAGAGAGCAGUUCGGCUCCCACCAUGUUGAGUCGCCUGUCUGACCUGGCAAAAGGAGUCAACACUGUGCUGCAGGACCUCUCUGGGGAAGAUGAUGGAAAUGCGACAAAUGCAUCCCAAGGAGCUGAGACCAGUCACCAGUCUGAACUGGAGAUCAGUGGUGAGGCAUCAGAAGAUGUGGUGGAGCGCCUGGCACACACUGAACAGUUGGUCAUUCAACUUAAGGAACUUAUACGUGAGAAAGACACUCAACUACAGAGUAAAAAUGUUGCAUUAAAGGAGGAAAAGGAGCUCUGUGAUGCCAGACUAUCAAAGCUAAAACUACAGGCAAAGGCAAAGGUUGCAUCAUUGAAUAUCCGGAUUGAAGAGCUGCAAAAGCAGUCAACUUCCUCAACAUCAUCGCAACCAGCAAGGACCGACGAGCAUGGUGCUGAAGGGAGUGUGGAGCAUCCAUUGUAUGAUGAAAAUGAGCAGCUCAAAGGUCAACUUCAGAAACACCAAGAGAGUUACAGGUCUCUACAGGCAACUGCUGAGAGUAUGAAAGAACAACUUCAGGCUACUACUGAACGUCUGAAGCAGAAAGAAGCUGAACAUGCACAAGAGGUAAGGGACAUAUUGCUGGGAAAGAAGAAGCUGCUGUCGGGCAUUAUCUUAGAACACACGCACCGUCAGUGUUGUAGCAACCAGCGGAAGGAGCAGCACCGCGGGGCGGGGCAGGGGAGGAAGAUCACAGAGCGCUCCGCCACUACACGACGGAACGAACGAAGCUGGACUGCUGCCGAAGAACAGUUGGUGACAUCUCAGAACAGAAUGGCUGAGUUAGAGGAGGAGAAGGGAAGCCUAUUAUGGAGGAUAGUAGACUAUGAUGAGGUCAAGAUGGAAAAUGAACAUCUGCGAGGCAGGAUUGAAGAACUUGAAGAGCAUGGGGCUAUGAUGUUGGCUCAGCCCAUUGAAAAGUAUACACCGACUGAAGAUACUGGCACCACAUUAUUGGAAACUGUGGUACUGAACCAAGCAACCCAAUCUGGAGACAUUUCACAAAGUACUGCAGAGCAGGCUGGCAACGUAGAGAAUCUUCACGAUGUCCCUAAACCAGAACAAGAAGCAGCAGAACCGAUGGAAGUUCAGCACAUUGAAGUAAAGACUGAGGAAAGCAGUGAGGUUGAUUCCCUGCUGAGGGCCAGUUCUGACAAAGACAAAGAGCCUGCUCCAGUUACAUAUCAACUGGCAGAAGUCCAAAAUAAUCAGCAGGUAUUGGACAGGCAGCAUUCACCGUUGACCGAAGAUGGGAUUUUCUGCCAACAAAGUUUGGAGGAUAGAAAUCAACUUAUACCUGAGCAACAAGAAGCGAUGUUGGCCUUAAAUGAGAAUGUUGACAUAAUCGCAGAGACGAAGGAAGGAAUAAGCACCAUCAUGAUAAUGAAAGAAAGGGCCAGUUCAGGUGCUGAAGUGGAGAGCAUGACGGUUUCAGUACAGCUGGAGGGGAAGACUACUUCUGUUGUUCAAGUAGAGCAGAGUAGUACAACAGUUGUCCAUCUAGAAGAGCAUAUCUAUUCCACCACAGAAAUGUACAGACCUGGGGAACAACUGGAAUACAGCUCCGCCACACACGAAGAAUUACAAAUGAUCUUGGGAAAUGAACAGGAUGGUGGAACUUCAGGAAGUAUUCCCGAGUUUCAUGUGGUUCAAAGCAAAGAAUCUGAGAAACUGCAAGUGCGCAUACAAGAACUUGAAAAGAACUUGGAAGAGGUGGAGGGCUCCUACAGCAAGCAGCUGGAGGAUAAACAUGAGGAAUUGAUGAGGUUAAAUCAGAUAAUUUUGGAUUACAAGGAGGAGACGGUGAAUGCAAAGGAAGCCAUUAACAACCUGAGUGAAGAGAAGAACGAGCUUCUCAGUCAGAUUCAGCAUUAUAGUGAUGAAUUGUCCACAUUACCUCAAUUAAAAGAAAAACUGACAAAAGUGGAGGAAGAGGCUGUUGAUGAAGGGAAAAGGAGCCUUUUGGUUUUGGAAAACAUGAGUAUGCAGAAUAGCUUAUUGCAAGAGCAGUUUUGCAGUGCAGAAAACGAAUCUAGAUCAAAGGAUGUGAAAAUUGAAGCCCUGGAGCAGGAGAUGGACAUCAUCCAGUGUCAGGUCACUGAGCAAGAGGCAGUCAUUACAGCUUUGAGAGGGGAGUUUCAAGAGAAGGAAGAAGCAUCCUUGAACUUGGAACAGCUUGUCAAAGAUGAUAAAUCCAAAAUCGAGGAGCUACUACAGAAGGUGGUUUUCAAGGAGCAGGAAUUGCUGAGUGUGCAGCAAAGUCUUUAUGAAAAUGUAAGCAAAGUUCAGCAACUUCAGGUGAGUCUGUCAGAAAAGGACAGCGAAAUGGCUGAGGUCACUGUGAGUAUGUCCGAGAAAAUGGUAGAAUUGAACGAAGAUAAAUUUUCAUUGGGGAACCAACUGAAACAGUUGAAGGAGCAGCUGUUGUUGCUGCAAAGAGAACAGGAAAGUAAAGAAGAGGAGAAACCCAUUAGUGAGCAUGAGCGAUCCAUCAAGGACGAAGAACAGACUGACGUUGCACAAAAUAGCAUUGACAGAUUUGACCUGUUACUGAAAGAGAAAAAUGAUUUAGAGAAACAAGUAGAAAACCUAACGAAGGAGAAUGAGCAAGUAAAAAGAAGACUCCAAGCAGUGUUGAUAAAGAGGAAAGAGCUUUUAAAAAAGGUGGAAGAAAUGAAACAGGAAGCAAUCAAUAAAAACUUUGAAGCGCAGGAAAGCUCUCCAUCAGGAAACAAAACAGGAUGCAGUGAUCUAAAAUCUGCAGAGAUAGUGAAACCAUGUGAAGAAAUUCAGAUCCAGGAUCAACAUACAGUUGAUCUAGUUAGGACGCUUUCCGAGAGAGAAGCAGAUUUGCAGAAUGUUAGGAAAGCUCUCCAAGAUCAAGAAGAUACUGUUUGUCACCUUCAGAAUUUGGUAGAGGAUCUGCGACAAAAGCUUCAGGAAAAGGCAGAUGAGGUGAAUUCACUGGAAGCAACUACGUUGCUCAAGCAGGUGGCCAUUCAACAGGUAACAUUGCAACAUGAGAUGGAAGAGAAGGAUGUUAAGAACGAGGGCACAGAAAUAGAUUCUGAAACUGUACCUGAGCCCACUAGCUCAGUGGAAAGUUCAGUAAAAAGUAAGCAAAGUGAGUUUGAGGCUAAGCUCUCCAUUUUGGAAAAAGAGAAGGAUCAGCUGCAGAAGAAGCUUGAGGAAGCCGUCAGUUUGCGCAAGGACACAAUUAAAAAGGCUCAGGAGAAAAAUAGACUCCAUAGGGAACAAGCGAAACAACAGAAGCAGGAAUAUAAUGCUUUGCUGGAGAAUUUCAAUCAACAAAGUCAGGAGAAAGAAAGAAUUUGUGAAGAACUUUUAAGAAUGAAAGAGCAGAGCCUGCUAUUGGAAGUGAAGCCUCCUUCAGCUGGAGAAUUUCAUCCGGGAAAACUACAUCGGCGGAAGUCUGAGGAAGAAAGUAUCCCAGAGAAGGAGUUGCCGGAGAGGGAUCAGCAUUUAGAUUGGGGCUUUGAGUUGGUGGAGUCUUCGAAGACAGAGGUGGUUCAGGUAGAUGGAGAAGUAUUUGAACCAAGAAGUGAAGAUACUUUGGUGGUACGAUUAAAGGAAGAACUUGAGAAGGUCGCCAAUGAAAAAUAUGAACUUGAAUUAAAAGUGCAGAAUUUGGCAGAUCUUGAGCAGCGAAAUUUGGAAAAAACAGCAAUGUCUCAGGAUGAAAUCUCUGAGCUGCAAGAAACCCACCGCUUGGAGAAAGAGGAGUUACUUAAAGAAGUUGAACUUCUGAGAAAAAGAUAUGAGAACACAGAAUCACAUGCAGAAGCUUUAGAGACAACCACAGCUGAAAGUUGUGUUUCUGAAGACCUGGCCAUUCUAAGUAAGCAAUAUGAGAAGUUGAAAGUCAUUUUGCAGAAAAAAGAUGAAGAAAGAGAACAUUUCUAUAUUCAGCUGCAGGAAAAAAAAGCGCUUUUCGAUAACCUGGAACAGAAGCUCUCUGAGAAACAAGAUUUUGUAAAUACUCUACAGUCUCAAAUGGAAGAGCAAGCUAAAGUGUUUGAAGAUGAAAGAAGACUUCUUCAAACAGAGAUCUUGGAAACUCGACAAAAGCAAGAAGAAGAUACUGAAGAAGCAAAGUCUAAGCAGCAUAUACAGAGGAAGCUACAAGCUGCGUUAAUCUCACGCAAAGAAAAUUUGAAGGCAAACAAAUUACUGAAGGAAGAGCUGGACAGUGUAACAACGUGGAAAGAAGGAUUAAGUCAGAAACUGACCGAAAUGGAGCGGGUCACAGAAGACCUGAGACAGGAUAAAGAAGACCUAAUGACAAAAUUGUCAAAUCUUGAGGAGCAAAAGGAAAAAUUAAUUAUAGAAGUGGAUAAAUUAUUGGUAAAGGACCAAAAUAUCAGUGCUUCAUGCGAGAGCUUAAAGCUGAUCAUUAGUGGCAUAACACAAGAAAAAGAUCUAUUGCAACAGGAAAUUGAGGUCUUAAAAGGUGAACAAAAGGCAGAGAGCUUAGAUUGGCAACGGAGGCAUGAAGAAUUGCAGAAGGAAUAUGAAACACUUCUGCAGUCCUAUGAAAAUAUUAGUGGUGAGAUUGAGAAGAUGCGUCGUGUACUGGAGAUUGGUAAACUGGAGAAGCAGGAAUUGUUCGGUAGGAUUCAAUUGGCAGAAGCUAAGAAACUAGAGGUUGAAAAGCAACUCGAGGGGGCAAUACAAGAGCAGGAGGGUAUGAAGGAGAAAAUGAGGAAGUUUGCUAAAUCAAAGCAGCAAAAAAUCAUGGAACUUGGAGAAGAAAUUGAGAGACUUCAGUCAGAACAGCAGUCUGAACCAAGAAUACAGAUUAUGCCAAGUGAAUCCUCAGACUUAAAAGAAAGACAUUCUCAGGAGGACCUUCAGAAAGCAAGACGGGAAACAGAAGAGGCGAUGAAAGAGCUUGAGACAUUAAAAGUUCAAAGAGAUUUUUUGGAGAGAGAGACCAAUGUUUUGAAACUGGAACUGAAAGAGAUGGCUGAGAAGCUGGAAAAUAGAGAAAAAGGUUUAGACCAAUUUCAAAGUAACAUCAGUCACGAACAGGAAAUCAAAAUGCAAGAAGCUUUCGAUACAUCCAUUGUAGUAGAAGUUAAACAAGAAUUAACUAGUAAAUUAGGUUCUUCAGCAGAGUCAGCUGCAAUCCGUGCCUCUCCUGAGGGACCUCAAGAUCUUAGCUACCAUAAUGAAAUUCCAAAUGCAAACAAGAAGUGUCACACUUUGAUGGAAGAACUAAGACAGCUGGAAAAUGACAAGCAAAUAACAGAGAAUGCGAUGCAUGAAUUGGAGAAAACAAACCAACUUAUGAAAAGUGAACAACACAGUUUGGAAGAGCAACUUGUUAAAAGUAAGGACGAAUGGAAACACAUAAAUAAGACUGUCUCUGAACUAGAGCUGGAUAAUCACCAAUUAAAGCAGAAAGUCGAUGAGGUAAAGAAGGAGAAAGCAUCUGCAGAUUUGGAUAAAGAUGAUCUGGAAGAGCGACUGAUGAAUCAGUUGGCAGAGCUUAACAGUAGCAUUGCCAAUUAUCAACAGGAAUCAAAAGAGCAUAACGACCAGAUAUCACAGUUAGAACUAACAAUGAGAGGGUAUCAGAAACAAGUCGAUGAACUGGAAGAAGAGGUGAGGCAACUUCAGAGAGACAAAGCAGAAGUUGCAGCCAAAUUGCAAAAGGACUUUGAGCAAAAAGUUAAGUCAAUGCAAAAGGGAAAAGAAGGGGGUAAAAUUCACAACAAAGAAUUACAGGAGCUUCUUAAGGAAAAACAACAAGAGGUCAAGCAGCUGCAGAGAGAUUGCAUUCGGUAUCAGGAGAAGAUCAGUGGUUUGGAAAAAACCAUCAAGGCAUUGGAAUUUGUUCAGCAAGAGACCCAGAAGAAUUUGGAUGCUGCAAGGAAGGAAAUAACAACAAAAUUGGAAGAAUGCAAGAAGUCCCAAUCAGAAUUGCUUUCCUAUAAAGUACGAUUCGAUGAUGCUCAAAGUGAGGCAGCUAGAAUUCUGGCAGACAGGGUGAAACUUGAGGAAGAAAUCCAAACUCUUGAGAAUAAGUCCAGAGAGCAAACCAACCAUAUGGAAGAACAACAAAUGAAAAGGCUUAAUCUAGAAAAAGAUCAACAUAGAAAGGAGUUGAAAAACAUGCAGGAGAAAGUUGAAAGUUUGCAGCGUGAGAAGAAGCAUGCUGAAGACUCUAUUGAGGCAUUGCAGGGCACGUUAGAAAAGAAGAAAGAAGAAACCAAUCAGGUUCAGGCAAAUUUCAAUGAAAAUCUGGCCAGGCUGGCAGCUUUCACCCGUAGUAUGUCCUCUUUGCAGAAUGACCGUGAUAGAAUCAUUGAUGAGUCGAAGAAGUGGGAAAUCAAGUUCAAUGAGGCGAUAUUGAAGAAAGAAGAAGAGGUCAGGGUAAAAGAAGACUCUUGCAACAGGCUGAGGAAUGAGCUACGGCAGACUACCAUUCAUCACGAGGAACUGAAAAUCAAGCUUUCCAGGUUGGAGCACAGUGAGCAGGAAUGGGAAUCAAAGUUCAGGAUUGAAGAAGAAAAUCAGAGGCAAAUGAUGGAAAAAGUUCAAGAUGAAAACCGGCUACUCUUCUCAAAGUCUGAAGAAUUCCAAAAGUUGCACAAGGAUUCUCAGAAUGAACUAUUGAAAUUAUCAGAAGAAAAUAAGAAGCUGAAAGAACAAAUUGCUGGUUUGAACAGUUCCCUGGAGAAGUUUGAGGUGACCAAGGGAAACCUGGAGAAAGAUUUAAGUGAGCGAGAGGCAGAGGUACAGAAUUACAUGCUAACCUGUGAGCAGCAGCAGUCUGACCUCCAAAAUUGCAAAGCUUUAACGGAGAGACUCCAUGAAGAGACUGGAGAAAAAGAAGAAAAGAUUGUUGCACUUUUGGCAGCAAAAGAGGAGGCUGUUUCCAAUGCUAUUUCUGAAGCCCAGCAACAACAUGCUGAAGAAAUAAGGCACUGGGAGAGACAGGUUGAACAGUUGGAAAAGGAUAAAUCAGAAGGACAGCAAUCAAUCAGAAAGUUGCGGAGGGAAAGUGAAGAUCUAGAUGCAAAGCUGAGACAAACUGAAGAGGAAUUAAAGCAGCACAAGAUAAAGCUAGAAUCAUUAACAAAGUCCAUGGCAUCUCUCCAGAAUGACCGGGAGAGAGUGCUGAGUGACUACAAACAACUGGAGCAAAGACACAUUGAUGCAAUUGUAGAAAAAGAUCAGCUGAUUCAGGAGGCUGCCACUGAGAACAAUAAACUCAAGAACGAAUUUCGGAGCCACCACGGUCAGAGGGAUGAUUUGAAUUCCGAAAAUGCUAAACUCAAUGCACAGCUUGUGAGAUACCGAGAAGAUCUCAAUCAGGUGAUUUUACUGAAGGAUUCUCAGCACAAGGAGUUCCAACAAAUUCAGCUUGAGAGAAACAAAGUAUUGGGAAAUGAGAAGACUGAUGUGGAAAAGAAGUUACAAAAAGUGGAGAACGUUUCAAAAGAACUCGAGCAGGAAAAUGACAAACUGAAAGAAGAGAAACAAAAACAAAAUGAACAUUUGCAGUUGACAGAGAAAAUCAUUGAUGAACUGAAGGAAGAAAUAGAAAGGUUAACAAGUGGUGGGCCUGUUCAGAUACUUCAGCAACAGCUGGAUGAAAAGACAGCCAAAGUGGAGGAACUGACGACCAAUCUCUUCUCCAUACAGGAAAGGGCAGCUGAGCUCGAGCUGAAAGUCGUGAGGGUUGAAGAUGAAACAAGGCAGAAGCUCAUUGACACUGAAGCCAAGUAUGAGAAGGAAUUUGAGAAUUUGCAGCGUAAUGAAGGAAUCAUGAGAAAUGAAACCGAAACAGCAGAGGAGAGAGUGGCUGAAUUGGCAAGGGAACUUAUGGACACCGAGCAGAGAUUGCGAGAAGCGAUUGAAAAUAUUGAACACCUCCAAGGACAGAACCAAUCUUUUGGAAAAGCCAUGAGUUCGUUGCAAGAUAACCGAGAUGAUCUCCUAGUUCAAUUUGAGACAUUGCAGAGCAAAUACACGUAUGACUUAGAGAUGGAGAAGGGCAGAAGUGAAGAAUUGCACCAAGAGCUAUCCCAAUCUAAAACCAAAUGCUGUGAGUUAGUGGAAGAGAAGAACCGUCUCUCCACAGAGUUGACAGCUUGGAACAACAAUACCAUUGAAGACAGCCUGUUGGCCCGCAUUGAUGAACUGGGCUCACAGCUUUCUUCCCAUCAGCAAGUUGUUCAGGACUUAACCUUAGAACUAGAAAGCUCAGCCAUUCAGUUAAAAUCAUUUUCCAAAACAGUGAUGACCCUACAGGAUGAGAGAGAUAGACUGAUGGAUGAAGUGGCCAAAACCAAAAAGGUUCAUGAAGUAAAGCAGGGGUUUUCUUCAAAGCCAGGCGAAGUGCAGAGUCUGAGAAAUGCUUUGUCUUCAUUGCAGAAUGACCGCGAUAGACUGCUGAAGGAGUUGAACAGUCUCCAGCAGCAGUAUGUGAGGAUUGGGGAAGAGACAGCUGAAAUAUCCCAGCUCCAAGUCCAACUGGAAGAUCAAAAGCAACAGAUAGCUAAUUACCAAAUGACGCAGGAGCAACUGAAGCAAGAACAUAGUGCCUGCCAAGAAGAAUUAGGACACCUAAGGUCCGAGAAGUUAUCCUUUACUGCACAGAGUGAAAGGCUGAAGGAACAGUAUCUGAUUGCUGUGUCAGAUAAAGACAAACAGAUCCACGAGCUUCAGAGCAUGUGCCAGGCGAUGAGGCUGAAGUUGACGCAGCAGGGACCUUCUGAGGCAGGUAGCCUUGGCGAGCCUCGUAAAGAAGAUGUGCAGACUGAAAACAGACAGCUGAAGGGCCAGUUGAAUGACAGCCUGAAGGAGCUGCACCAGAAGGAGCUUCGUAUCCAGAAACUCAACAGCAAGAUGUCAGUGAUGUUUGAGGAAAAGAUUGCGCUCUCUGCCCAGGUGCGGGCUACAACACAGAGCCUGCGUGACAUGCAGCAAAGACUGAACGAGUUACAGUCAAAUCAUUCAUCCCUUGAACGGCAGCUGCAGGUGGCCACGGUCUCACUGCAUGAGAAGGAGAAGACAGGCCUCAUGGUUGACACUGCACCUGGUGGCCCUCAGGAAAAGGACAUGGUUGAGAUGCAGGAUAAGCAAACAGAAUUGAAACAGCUGAAACAAAGGCUAAUUGAAGCUAAGCAAGAACAGGACAGAACUGACCGGGAACUGAGCCAAGUGGAGGGCUUUCUGGCUGAAGAACAAGAAAAGAGAUUGGCAGCUGAAGAAGCCCUUCUCUCUGCUGAACAUCAACUGAAAAGUGUGGAGCUGAGUGAGUGGGUCAGUGCCCAGGAGAGGAACCUCAAUGCCUCAGGCUUGACAGAACAUUCCCUGUUGAUAGAUCUACCGGAGAGUGCCACUCCGAGUAAGACACGGAGGAGCUCCAAUGUGAGGUCAUUUUGCUCUCUGUUCCAUGCCCGAUAUCGGACCAAGUUGCUGUUUGCUGCAUAUUUGAUUGUGCUGCAUGUCCUGUUCCUCCUGUGCUUCUCUGGGAACCUGUAAACUCCACGAUGUCUGAUGCUCUGGACGGCCAGGACUGGCUGGCAGUCAGCUGAUGGAACGCAGUGGCAGCAGUUCACACCAGGAACAUUACCUUUACCUGUACUUGGAGAUGAAGAUUUCUUCUGUCUUCAAUGGGAAUUUCUAUCUGUUUUCAAAGGCUUUUAAUUUGCUCUGAAUUUUUCUUUCUCUUUUUGACUGAUGACAUGGUUCAUUUUUGCAGUACUUUGGGGAAUCUGAUCUUGAGGAUUCACCCUGGAUAGCAAUGGGCAUUGGAAAAUAUUAUGGGCUCCUAAUGCACAAAUCAUGAAUGGAUGUCAGGCUGAACAUUCAGGAGGGUAUGACUGGAUUAUACCUGUUUUUUCUCCAAUAUCCUCUUCCACAUAUCCAUGAGUGAGAAGUGAUUUGUUCAUCUUCUUUACUUUUCUAAUGAAGGAAAGUUUUCUCCAAAGAAACACAGAAGCAUUCCUUAUUCAGUGCAUGUUCAUACACUUUGAUUCAUUCUUACUGUCAUUUAUAUCAGUGGCAUGCAGUCUGCAAUGCCAGAUUUGCUUCAGUAGAUGGUGGUGUUGCAUAGCUAUUGGCAGCACAUGCCUACAGGGAAAUAUGACAGCCCACUACACAGAGGGGUGACCCUUGAAGGGAAAAAGAUAAUUUGCUUAUAAUGUUGCAGAAUGUAAUAUACUACAUAAAAUGCUUUAUAGUAAUACAUUAAUUCAGAUCUCUAUCUUUUGGAGAGGAAAGAAUUAAGCCAAGGGGAGAAUAAUCCAGCAUGGGUUACUGUAGUUUUGGGCACAAGAGAGAAAUUGCAAUUCAUAGUUAAAAGCAGAUUAGACCUUUGGGAAAUGCAGGUAAAUCAGGGUAAGUAUGCUGUGGUGUCAGGCAGGACAUUUCACUUGUUUUAGGUAGUCUUUGGGUGAACGGGACACGUGCUUACAUAUUGUUACUGGUUUCAGCUACUUCCUGUUGCCUUAUGGGGCAAUCCCAUCAUUCUGUCUAUCGGCUGAUUAACAAGUGCCUUCCUAAAUGUAUUUACAUUUUGGACUUUUAAACUCUUUGUGAUUUUGAUAUUUGGCUCAUCCUUACAAUCGUUUAGCUGCUGAAAACGCAACUCCAAAGCCUUUGCUUGAAAACCUCGGUGGGGAGCAAGAGAAGAUCCCAAUAUCAAGGAAGGCCCAUUGAGGUGGCAUGAGGCUUGUAGUAUUGGCUGGGUUUCUGUAACAUGAUGCGGUGGAGUGUGAGUUGCUCCACCUGUAGGGCAGAGCAGUAGGUAAGCAAUGAUCAUUUACUCUUCCUGUGGGAGAGAAAUUGUCCUACUGAUCUGCAUGCAAGUUGGAUGUAAUUCUGGGUAGGACACAUGACAAAGUGUGCAACAACAAUACAUGAUACCAGGAGCAUAGUAACAAAAUGUAAUGAGGGGCUGUAACGUGCAGUGAACUGCCAAUCUGGGGUGACCAGUAGGUGACGAGGGUUUAUUGACAUGGAAAGAUGGAAGUGGUGACAAUUCAGGCCAACUGGAUAUAAUUAAUGUAGUGCAAACCAGCAUGUUUUGAGGAUGAUGGAAAAGUAUGCAGCAAAGUAAAGGCAGGAUAUAUCAAUAAAAGCCUGGUGGUUUGCAUCUGGUGAAUGUGAGAUGCUUUAAAGGUGAAUGCGGAUUGUCACUCCAUCUCUUCCCCAGAGGAAAGAGGGAGAAUGUGCUUAAAAUGCAAGGCAGGAGCAUCAUUGGGUAAAUGUACUGAUGUAGAAUUUAGUCAACUUGCCAGAAUGUUGCAAACUGCCCCCAGACUAUUCACUGUAGUACAAACACAGUGCAGCUCACACAGAGUGACUGUCAAAGGUAGAACUGGCCCCAAUAGAGAGGGUUUCUAUCCAUCAAUCAGCCCAGACAUUGUCCCCAAUCUAGAAUCCCGAGUCCUCCAAGUUAAAAGCAAAACCCAGCCUUAUGCUGCCCCAAACGACCCAUUCACCCUGAGACCUUACCAUGCCCAAACCAAGAGGGCCCCUCAUCUCAGGAGAUGCCCUCCCCAUCUCAACACCACCACAUCCUCAAUUGCAAGAACAAUCCAGAUCAUCUGGAUUUUGGUCAUUUGGGCAAAAAAGCGACACUACGGAAUAUAGGUUAGAUUGUGGGUUGCCCCCUGCAUGGUACAUGUGCAGUUGGUAGUUUUUUGCAUUGUAAUGAAAACCUACAUAAAAUCACAAAGAGUUUAAAAUAUUUUUAUACAUAAAAUAUAUUUAAAUAUUCCAUGAUCUUUCUGGGGAGAUAUCCAUGUCUUGUGUACAGUAAAUGAGAGGUCCAUAUUUACUACAGGUGGUCCUGUUUAAUUUAAAUUGUCUAUUUAUGAUAUGCAACUCUGUCGUGUGUUGCCUUUUCCUGGGAACUGUAGAUAAAAUGAUUGCCAGCGGUUUUCUACAGUGAAUUAAAUGGCUGCAGACACUCAAAUUUCUUUCACACUUUGCUUCCAUUAUUCCAUGUGACUGUAUGCAAAGUGUGUUGGACUUAAAUAUUGAGGAAUGGGGCAAUGAGCAGUCAGCAGCACUACUACAAACUCAUGGAGGAUCUGGCAAUAGUUUGGGAAGGGGGGAGCGGUUAAGAUGGAGUUGCACCAAUGACCAAAGUAUUCAUGUACGGCUUUGAAUAAAGUCUUUUUGAAAACAAA